Dracunculus medinensis (Guinea worm) is the source of this 1209-nucleotide messenger RNA. Lineage: Eukaryota; Metazoa; Nematoda; Chromadorea; Rhabditida; Dracunculidae. The record is from the annotation of a GenBank genome assembly.
CGGCGAACAAAAUGUCGCGAUAGGUCGUUAAGCAUCAGCACAGAACGAUGGCGUGAUGCUAAUAAUUCAUCUGAUGGAAGACGAUAUCGUUCUGAAUCGUUAAACGGUGAACGACGCCAAGAAGUACCGGUAUCAUCUAAUUAUCAUUUUCGGUAUCAUACGAAUAAUAUAAAGAGGAUUUUAUUAACUCGUAAAUAUCGUGAUACUAAUAUCUACAACGAUUUGGGAAUUCGAGUAACAGGAGGGAAAAAAUUAUGGAAUGGUGAUUUGGGUGCCUUUAUAUCAGCUAUCAAUCGAAAUCGUUCGAAAGAAUUGCUGGGCGAAAUUAAAGAGGGUGACCAAGUGCUCGAAUGGAAUGGCAUUCUUCUAACGGGUAAAACUUUCGAAGAAGUGGAACGGAUAAUUGGUGCAAGCAAAGGAGAGAUAGAAGUUGUUAUAAAAAGUACCACUAGUGAAAGGCCAACCCGCCAAAUUCUGAAAAAUUUGAAUUAUUCGCGCGAUUCUGUUGGCAAUGAUAGUCGAAGUCGUAAGAACUAUGAUGAAACAAGUGAUUAUCAAAAAGAAGCACCUCCUGUUCCAGUUCAUAGAUGCAUUGAUGGCCGCGCUUCACCAGAAUUCGACUAUUAUCCACCAACUGCUCAGUUUAUUCAGAAUUUUCCAUCGAGAGUGGUUGCAAACGAAACUAAUGCAAAUUAUCAUGAGCUCACUUCAUUGGGUUAUCUCAAUAUUGCCCUAUCGUAUGAUGCUUCAAUCUCAACAUUAUUUAUAACUGUAUUAUCUGCUAAAGGCCUUACCUAUCGUCAAUAUUACAAUACAACUUUUUACCCAAAUCCUUUCGUGAAAAUUUACUUGCUUCCGGGAAGAAAGGUAUCAAAUAAGCGUCGAACGAAAUUUGUUCCGAAUAGCAUCGAUCCGAUCUGGAAUCAAACCAUUGAAUAUAUAAUAUAUCCGAGGGAACUCUAUGGGCAUUAUUUAGAAUUUACUGUGUGGGACUAUGAUAAAAUCAAUGAAAAUAAUUCUCUUGGACAAGUGGUGAUCAGUCUUUCAGAACCAUACAUAUUGAAUGGCGUUGCUCGUUGGUAUCCAUUACAAGCAAUGCACCAAAAUUUUGUGGUAAGUGGAUUUCCUGGACUUCAAUUCCAAACAGUUAUACCAUCCAAAAACACUUUCCAAAGCGUUCAACAGUACAAUCCAGGUACUUCUAUAUAG